GAACCUUCAGUGACUGAGUGUGUGCGUGGCGGAGGGAUAUCAGAGUUACACGUCACGUGGAUGUUUAGUGUUUGGGGCUCAUGUCAGGCACCCGUUCCCGUGAAAAGCAUGUCUCGCGCCGCUGACUAUGACGCGUUGUUCGCGUCGCGUUUCUCUCCCGCGGACGCGCAUUUUCAGCGCUACCGAGAGCGCGCGCCCGACCCGCCGCCCGCCGUGCACGAUUGGAGAGCGCGUGGCCGCAGAGACAGAAGGGCUCCGGAGCGGCGCGAGCGUCAGUUCCCGGAGCGGCGCGAUGAACGCGACUCUCGCGGCCACAGAUCUCACUACUGAAGAUUCUCGUUUAUCUUGUGUAAUUACUUUUACAUUUGUGUGAAUAAAGUACUUUAAAUGAC
Molecule: messenger RNA, 392 nt
Organism: Pimephales promelas (fathead minnow)
Lineage: Eukaryota; Metazoa; Chordata; Actinopteri; Cypriniformes; Leuciscidae
Biological process (GO): RNA 5'-cap (guanine-N7)-methylation
Cellular component (GO): mRNA capping enzyme complex
Molecular function (GO): RNA binding
Source: RefSeq, a predicted model, not a curated record